Cryptomeria japonica (Japanese cedar) is the source of this 2113-nucleotide messenger RNA. RefSeq lists its product as uncharacterized. The coding region runs from base 366 to 1070 and encodes 234 amino acids. The transcript is spliced from 2 exons. NCBI's taxonomy places the organism in Eukaryota, Viridiplantae, Streptophyta, Pinopsida, Cupressales, Cupressaceae. The record is from RefSeq and is a predicted model, not a curated record.
AAUUUAACAAACACGGAACACGGAACUUUCACAAAGUCUUCGCCUUUCCCUCCUCUUGAUAUUAAUAUUUGUUGAACAGGCAAAUCUUCAAACCCUCGCAGAUCUCGCUAUUAAUUUUACCAACGAAUUUAGUUUUUCGGGGAUACUCUUUUGUGUUCCGAUUGGAAUUUGCAUUGGGAAGGAAAACCAGGGCGUUUAGGGCGAUUUCAAGAUCUGCAAAAUUCGAUUUACCAGGAGAUUUUAUUUGUUGGGGUUUGUAGUACAUCAAAUCGGUGACACUGGGGUGCGGCCGCAGAGAAUAUUAACAAUUUAUGUGAAUUAGAGAUAUUACAAUUUCUUUUCCCCCCUUUUUAGAAGUUUAUUCAAUGGUUGAUUGCCGGGGCUUGAUAGAGUUCUGCAAGGCUUUUGAGCAGCACAGGAAUAUGGCCAAUUCAAUGACCUUAACCGAGCAGGUGGCUUACCACCGACAAAAUAAUCACAACAACCGCAAUAGGAAACAACAGAAUAAUUUGGGUACCAGUGGGUUGAAUCUCAGCCAUGCUCUCUGCGAGCAAUCCUCCACGGCCGUGGUGGAUAUUGUGAUUCUGCUCCUGGUUCUCGGUGCAUGUGGUUUUCUUUUCACGCCAUAUUUCAAAUACGUGUGCCGUGAGGCUGCUGAGAUUCUACCGGCCACUUUUCUGCUGAUCGGCGAGGUGAUCUAUAAUGCACCUAUUGCGUAUGCAUCUGGAGCAAUCUUAAUGUUUCUUUUGGUCAUUGGGGCGUGGGAGAUUUAUCAGUAUAAAUCCAGGAAGUGUGAAAAUCCUCAUUGCAGGGGGCUGAGAAAAGCGGUGGAAUUCGAUAUUCAGCUGGAGUCAGAGGAGUGUGUAAAGGCCUUGCUGUCAUCGCCUGAGGAUUCGGUGGGAAGUGGACCGCUAGAAUUGGGGCAAGAUCACAAGGAAUUGGAGGCAGAACUCAGACGGAUGGCUCCUCCAAACGGGCGGGCUGUACUGAUUUUCAGAGCGCCCUGUGGGUGUCCUGCAGGUCGCAUGGAAGUCUGGGGGCCUAAAAAGCUCCGAAAAUCUAAAAAGUAAUAUACAUUAAGGGAAAGCUGAGUCAGAAUGACAAAGGGAAAGGUUGCCUCUGGUACUAAUUUGUAACUUUAAUCUUGUGCUGAUCCAUUAAAAAUUUGAAGACAGAAGCAUUGGUCAACGAGGUUCCUAUGUGCUAGCCAAAUCUGAAAAAUGAGAUCCUAUGUGUUAUUCAAUCUGAAGAAUCAUCUGGCAGAUAGAUUUUACUUGAUUAGGAAAUAUGUCUUUAAAGGACAGAUUUAUGUCUGAGGACAUGAUAUCUUGAUUGGGGGUGAUAUGGAAAAUCCGAAUUUGCAUAACCAAAAAACAUUUUGAUUCUAUUGUAAUGGCCUUUGAAUUGGGAAGAAUAUCAAAAUAACUACCAGAUCAAUAAGAUAUAUGUCCCUAGUCCAGUUUAUCUAUUACUGGGACUGUUUUGCAAUGGAAGGUAUGAUUUGUUUCAGGACAAUUACAAAUAAAUCAUCUCUCUGAUUCAUCAAUAUACGAGUGUUGGUGGCUAAUCAGAAUUUUUGGUCUUGAGCUGGGUGAGGUUCAGAGAUCAAACACACGUUACAUGGUUAUUGUUAUUGGUCACCCAAGUUAGGUCUCAUCUGCAGGAGUUCUUGAACAGGAAUGCAUACUGUUCACUGUCAGCAGGUGAUCCUGACAACCUAGGGAUUUCACCUAAUCAAAAGAGGCAUCACCCGGCUCUGGAACUCAGAAAAUAUCUAAGUUCGGGACACAGAUGAUGCAGAGGAAGGCAGUUUUCCAGAUUCAUUGACAAAACCUUUCUGUCUAAAGAGAAACAAUGAAGUUGCUUUUGCUCUGAGGAAUGGGAUUGAAUGGAUGAGUAUUCAGAUUAUUGCCAAGGUUACUUGCACUUUGUCAUUUUCUCUGCAGCUUUCUCUACAUACUAUAGUUAAACUGUUAAAUAUACUGAGAGGUCGGUUACGGCUGGCUCCCUUUAAAUAAAUGACUGCAGAAGUUAAACAUUACAUCAAGUGGAAACUCUGUUUCUUCUCCGUUUUGGAGAAUCAUUAAUGAUAAUAUAGAACAUUUUAAAUUUC